Suncus etruscus (white-toothed pygmy shrew) is the source of this 1133-nucleotide messenger RNA. RefSeq names its product TSR3 ribosome maturation factor (gene TSR3). The transcript has 6 exons. Gene Ontology annotation, molecular function: rRNA small subunit aminocarboxypropyltransferase activity. Gene Ontology annotation, biological process: maturation of SSU-rRNA. Bases 29 to 979 code for a protein of 316 amino acids. The record is from RefSeq and is a predicted model, not a curated record. NCBI's taxonomy places the organism in Eukaryota, Metazoa, Chordata, Mammalia, Eulipotyphla, Soricidae.
GGCGCUGCGGGGCUUGAGUGUCGGGUCCAUGCGUCCCGCCAAGGGCCGCAGGAGAUCUGCGGGGGCUGGUGCUGGCCGUGCACGGCGACCUCAUGUCUCAGCCCUGGACGAGUUCCCAGACGAGCUGGGUGCGGCGCUGCGCGCGUCUGUGCAGCCAGAGGCGGCCAAGUAUGAAGCCAACCCGGGUCUGGCGAAGCUGCCUUGCCCGCUGGCCAUGUGGGAGCUGGGCCACUGCGACCCCCGCCGCUGCACCGGACGCAAACUGGCCCGCCUGGGCCUGGUGCGUUGCCUGCGCCUAGGCCAGAGGUUCGGGGGCCUAGUGCUCAGCCCCAUGGGCUCCCAGUACGUGUCCCCCGCAGACAGGUCGCUGGUAGCCUCAUCAGGGGUCGCAGUCAUUGACUGCUCCUGGGCCAGACUAGAAGAGACACCUUUUGGGAAGAUGAGGGGCAGCCACCAUCGCCUGCUGCCCCACCUGGUAGCUGCCAACCCUGUGAACUACGGCCGACCCCAUAAGCUGUCCUGCGUGGAGGCCUUUGCAGCCACCUUCUGCAUCCUGGGUUUUUCUGACGUGGCUGCCGCUUUGUUGGGGAAGUUCAAGUGGGGCCCCGGCUUCCUGGAGCUGAACCAGGCACUCUUGGAGCAGUACGCAGCCUGCAGCGGCCCUAAGGAUAUCGAACAGGCAGAACAGCGCUACUUGGCCCAGGCCACAGAGCAACCCAAGGAAGAGAUUGACCCUUUUGAUGUGGACUCGGACCGAGUGUGUGCAAACCUCAACAGGCCUUCAGCUGGCACCAGGUUGCCCUCAGACAGCAGUGACAGUGACAGCGACAGCAGCGAUGAUGGUGAGGAUAAUUCUGAGGAAUCAGAAUCGGACGCUGAGGACAAGGGAGGCAACGAUGGGCUUGAAGCAGCGGCUGCAGAACUGGGGGGUCAGGGUCCCCCCACAGACGCAUCCAGGACCCAAGACAUGGCAGACUGACUGAGCUUGCACACAGUUGUAUUUCGCAGGCAGGACAGUGGCAGCAUGUGGGGUGUGGGCCUGAUGGGUGACAGGCCUGGGACAGCACCAAUGCUCAAUUCUCCCAGGCCUGGGGCUGUGUGGGACCCUUCCAAUGAAGCUGUGGCCAAGCAAA